AUGAGCGACGAGGGAGCAACCCCGUCACAACGAACGGCUAAGAAACUGCCUUUCAAAGCAACAGCCUUGCGCAAGGCUGCGUCGCUGCGAGCCGAGAUCAUAACCAAUAAGAAAGAACUGGAGAGCGAUGGACUCGACUUAUUUCGUAGGUCAAAGGAGAUGGAGCCCAUAGUGGCUGCGGAUCAGGAGAGGCGGCUAAAGAAGAAGCGGAGACAUGACGACCAGCGUCGCAAGUCCGCUGAGUCGUCGGCCAGGAGGUUACCGAGAUAUACGAUAUGCGAGUUGGUCACGCCACCGGCAUUGAAGUCAUCGAAGCGAACACGCCUAUUCUCAACACCUUCAGACCUUAUACCAGACAACCCACCGUUCGCCCGAUUGCUGUUGCAUUCGGAGCAAGCAUCAGUGGGUGGCCCGGGUGGCGACACUCUUACCCCGAGUCUCCUGCCAAACACAUCCCUCGAUUCUGACGACGAUGACGACGAUGAUGACGAUCUCCGGAUUGCACCUAAGCCCACAAAACGAAGGGGCAGUGUCAACCCUAUCGAGAGCAGCUUCAUAGCAGGAGAUGAGGACGAUGAAUUUGCGACAUAUAUUCGCAAGGCCGAGGAACAACGCGCUCUGGACCAGGCAUUGCUUGGUGUUCGUUCUGAUGGAGCUGCGUCGAAGGCAAAAAUUGACAUUCUGGUGACGUCGAUUGUUCCUGAGACUAAGCCUUGCUGUUUUAGGUUUCUCUUUGAUAAGGAGCUCCGAGUAGCGCGUAAUACGUGGCUUGCUCUUCAGAAACGCAAGGGAAUGCUCCUGGAUGUUGAAAGAGAGGAUGACAUUGUGCUUACUUGGCGAAGAAAGAAGGUGUAUGCAUUUUCCACGUUGCUAAAUCUAGGCAUCCGACCACAGGACAAUGGACGGGCUGUGUCAGAUGGAAACGACGCCAAGGGUUUCGCAAAUGGUCGGACAAGAGUCCACAUGGAAGCUUGGACGUUGGGUUUGUUCCGAGAAAUGGAACGUGAAGAAGAGCUAAAGCGGAAAAGAGAGACUACGGAAGUAGGAGACGACGAAGAGCCAGCACCGGUAGAAGAGGAACCACCCGCUUCAGAGGUUAAGACACGAGUCAUUCUGAAGGCUCGCGGCAUUGCCGACGUCAAAUUGACAGUCAAAUUGACAGUGCGACGGACAACAACAGUUGAGACACUUAUAACUGGUUUCCGCACGCAGCGGUCAAUAGUGCCAGACAGAGAUGUUCAGAUUUGGUUUGAUGGUGACCGACUAGAAGAGCAUGCGACGAUGGAUGAGGCGGAGAUUGACGAUAUGGACACACUUGAGGUCCAUGUCAAGUGA
Pochonia chlamydosporia 170 is the source of this 1335-nucleotide messenger RNA. Its product is annotated as ubiquitin supergroup. Bases 1 to 1335 code for a protein of 444 amino acids. Gene Ontology annotation, molecular function: protein binding. The transcript has 2 exons. Lineage: Eukaryota; Fungi; Ascomycota; Sordariomycetes; Hypocreales; Clavicipitaceae. The record is from RefSeq and is a predicted model, not a curated record.